CCCCCAACCCCCCUCCAACAGUCUCACCUCUUGCAAUCUGACCGGCUCCCACGUCUCUCCCUGGGCCGACAGCUCCCAUUCUUUGCCCAGGUAGUUGAGCCGUUGAAUGAGCAAAGCUUCCUUGUGGGUGUCGUCUUUACUUUGAAACCUCUUGUCCAUUCACGCUGGAGCGGUUGGGAUACUUUUCAUCCUUACCCCCAGCAACCAUAUGGGCCCGAGAUCUGGGGAGCAUAAACAAUGAGAGGCCCCUGACAGGGGGCCUCUGCCUUGCAACUUUUUUGCGGGCUCUGGGUUUCCAGUAACGCCUGCAGCAGCUUCUCCCGCCCCUUUCUGAGGCCUGGCUGGAGGAGGGGGACCACCAGUGGGAUGGAGUGAAUUUUAAAGAACAAAGAACAGGGCCCACAGCAUGGGGAACUUAGCUACAGGUUUCUCCCAGAAUUAGGCGGGGAGGGCGUGCUGGAGCAGAGCCAGGCCUCUGGGCAACCCAAGGGUAGUUGGCAAUAGUGGGGCAUCACUAGAGGCCGGGAAGCUGCUAUCCUUGUUGCGGAGCUGCUACAGGGCUGAGUGUGGGAGGUACCAUGUGCUACCAGCCCUGAUCAGCUGCCUGUAUGUGACUACUGAUUAAUGUGGUUUAUCUCCUCUGUGAACAGGGACUUUGCCCCUCUACUAUUUCCCACUGAGUGGAACCUUGGGAGAUACGGGAGGGAGGGGAGCCUGUCAGGGCUCCUGGUGAUCCGUCUUAGCACGGACUUCAAGGAGCUGGAUGCUAAAGCGAGCCUGCCCCCAAGCAGUAUUGAUGUGGGGGUGUCUCGGCCCCUCUGGUAACUUCUUGGGGUUCGCAGGACCCUUUGCUCACUUGAGCCCUCUGAUUGCCCUGUCUACCCUUUGCAUUGCUGGACUUCAGAUCUAACACAAUACCUGCCUGUUGCCUUGGGAGUGCCCAGCUCCCCCGCAGCCAGCACGAUGCCCAUUCUCAAGCAGCUGGUGUCCAGCUCUGUGAACUCGAAGCGCCGCUCGCGUGCGGACCUCACCGCCGAGAUGAUCAGUGCCCCGCUGGGUGACUUCCGCCACACCAUGCACGUGGGCCGGGCUGGGGAUGCCUUUGGGGACACCUCCUUCCUCUCCAGCAAGGCCAGGGAGGCGGAUGAUGAGUCCCUGGAAGAGCAGGUCUCCAGACUCAGCCUCCUGUCCCGGAAGUUCCGGGGCAGUAAACGUUCCCAGUCUGUGACCAGAGGGGACCGGGAGCAGAGAGACAUGCUGGGCUCCCUGCGGGACUCAGCACUGUUUGUCAAGAAUGCCAUGUCCCUGCCUCAGCUCAAUGAGAAGGAAGCCGCCGAGAAGGACUCGGGCAAGCUGCCCAAGAGCCUGUCGUCCAGCCCCGUGAAGAAGGCAGACGCUAGAGAUGGUGGCCCGAAGAGUCCCCAUCGGAACGGGGCCACGGGCCCCCACUCAUCUGACCCACUCCUUGACGAGCAGGCCUUUGGGGACCUGAUGGACCUACCUACCAUCAUGCCCAAAGUUGGACCUACCCAUCAUGCCCAAAGUUCAUUCUACGGGCUGAAGCAUGCCGAGUCGAUCCUGUCCUUCAACAUCGACCUGGGGCCCUCCAUGCUGGAAGAUGUUCUCAGUAUCAUGGACAAGGACCAGUGGUGCUCGGAGGAGGAAGAGGAGGAAGUUGGCGGGUACCGUGACAAGGAAGGCCCCAGCGACAUGGUCCAGGCACCCCCUGUGCUGGAGGUAGUUCCUCCUCUAGGGAGACAGGAACGCAAGGCCAGCUGGGACCAGGCCUCCAUGCUGCCCCCCCACGCUGUGGAGGAUGAUGGAUGGGCGGUGGUAGCCUACCCCAGCCCCAGCUCGGCACGCAGUGUGGGCAGCCACACCACGCGAGACAGCAGCUCCCUGUCCAGCUACACCUCAGGCGUCCUUGAGGAGCGCAGCCCAGCUUUCAGAGGCCCAGACAGGGUGGCAGCUGCUCCUUCAAGGCAGCCAGACAAGGAAUUCUGCUUCAUGGAUGAGGAGGAGGAAGACGAGAUCCGAGUUUGAGGCUGGACAGAAAGUUGAAAGUCGCCUCCACAGCUCUGGGCUGCAUCUUUUCCCUGCUGCUGCCUCCGCCACCUUCACUAUGACCUUUGACCUUACUCUGUAGGUGCAGCUAAGAGCCUCAUUGGAGUAGACCCUGGACCUCGGGGAUUGGGGUGCCAGGGACGUAGCAGGGGUACUGGCGCCUAGCGGCCUGACUCUGACCUAACCUUCCUUACUGCACCAGCCUGGGAUGGAUCCGAGUCCCAGCAGGAAGCCAUUCUCUUCUGGGCCCUUUGCUUCCAGUCUGACCUCAGAUGGAUGCCAGAUGUUAGUUUGAGUUGCUGCCGCAAUGACAGGGAAGCCAGGUGUGGUCUUCUCUCCAAGGUCGUGGACACUUGGCUCCCUUCUGUUCACCUUGUGUCUGGUGCCUACCCAGGAGAUAUAUGCAGCAGGAGGCAGGGGUGCUCACAUGUUUGGCCUCCUCCUUCCUCCACCCCUGGCUCCUCACUGAAGCCUGGUGUUCUGUGGGGUUCAGCUGGAGCCACGGGGACAGCCUCAACGAUUACACUAAACGCAGCCUUUCCCAGAGGCCAGGACAGGAUGGGGCACAGAAGGGAAACACCCCACCCCUCAGCUUCUUGGGUUCUCAAGACACUAGGAACAGGAAAGGGGCCGGCUCUGCCCAUGGCUGUGCUUGUUCCUUGUUACUAUGUUUUAAACCUGAAUAGAGCACUGUCAAAAUCCCCUGCCAGGAGAAUAGUGACUGUCUUGGUGGCUGAGUGACUGUUAUCUGACCUGAAUCUGGGUGUACAGACCCUGCCCAGGUUGGACUGUGGCGGGGCAGCCACCACCAGUGUUUGUCCCUGAACCCCCACAUCCAUAGCUGUUAGUGGCUGAAGGAGGACUGUGUAGGAAAGUUCUGGAAUUCGAUGCUUAAAUGAUACAUUAUUCCCCGGGGUGUGAGUUGCACUUUGGCUAGUUAGUGGCCUCUCCUUGGGCUCUGGGCCAGGCCUAGCAAAAACACGAAACAAGAUGGGACCGUAUUUGAUUUGAAUUCCAGGGAAAUGAAAGUGGGUUUUUGUUUGUUUGUUUUUGGCUUUUUGAGAUACAGUCUCACUCUCUAGCCCAAGCUGGCCUCAAGCUCGUAGCGAGCCUCCCUUUCUCUGGGAGCUGCGGUUACAAGUAUGCACCGCCGCUCCUGGCUGUUUUGUUCUUCUGAAAUCUGUUUUGCUCAGCUCCUGUAACUCUACCCAGAACAUGAGUAGAGGCAGGGGCCUGAGCCCUAGGGAUGGUAGCUCAUUACUUUCCUGUGCUGGGAGCAGGGUGACUAGAUCCAUGGUCUAGCACAGCCAGUGGGAAUCUGGGGAGAGAGCAAGCUAGAUUACAAGCAGAGUCUGGCCAGAUGGUGGCCAGCCAUGGGCUUCUUCACUUCCAGAGGCCUCCCUCCUAGAUUCUGACCCUGAAGUGCUCACUGGGCCCCUGACUGGUGCUCCUACGCAGGUAGGCAUUGACUGAGCUACAGAGCUGUGCCUCUGGCCAGCAGUACACACACAACACACACACACACCCUUCUCCUAAAUCUACCUGGUUGAUUCUAAACUUUAAACUUUGUAUUUUUUUUUCCAUGACAUUGAAAAAGCAGUAAGAAAACAUUAAAAUUUCCUCCUAACACUCCUAGUGUCUGACUCUUCUUCCUGGGGUCUUAUUUCAGGGCAGUGUGUGUGUGUGUGGUAAUAGUCGUAGUUCCAGCAAAAACAGGAGCUUGAAGCAGGUAGUCACAUCCAAUCCACAGUCAAGAAGAGCGAACAGUGGAUGCUGGUGCUCAGCUCCUCUC
Mus pahari (shrew mouse) is the source of this 3856-nucleotide messenger RNA. It is a transcript of the gene Cdc42ep4, whose product is annotated as CDC42 effector protein 4. The record is from RefSeq and is a predicted model, not a curated record. Bases 964 to 2043 code for a protein of 359 amino acids. Lineage: Eukaryota; Metazoa; Chordata; Mammalia; Rodentia; Muridae. The transcript is spliced from 2 exons.